This is a messenger RNA of Eptesicus fuscus (big brown bat), 2163 nucleotides long. It is a transcript of the gene CFI, whose product is annotated as complement factor I. The record is from RefSeq and is a predicted model, not a curated record. Gene Ontology annotation, cellular component: membrane. Lineage: Eukaryota; Metazoa; Chordata; Mammalia; Chiroptera; Vespertilionidae. Gene Ontology annotation, biological process: proteolysis. Bases 1 to 1941 code for a protein of 646 amino acids. Gene Ontology annotation, molecular function: protein binding; serine-type endopeptidase activity. The transcript has 15 exons.
AUGGGGUUCUUCUUCGGUAGGCUGACCAUGUUCUUCUCAAAAUAUAUGACAGAAAAGCAAAAGGAUAAAACCAGUUGCACAAACAUCUCUUCCAUCACAUCUUCUGACAUCCUAUUGACCAAAACAAGUCCCAGGGCUGAAGACCAAAAACCAAUAAAAUUGAAUGAGAGGAGGAAACCAAAGGUAAGUUUGACAUCCGACAUACCUCAGGAGGACCUGGUGGACAGAAAGUGCUUAAGUGAAAAAUACACAAAUCUCUUCUGCCAUAAAGUCUUCUGCCAUCCAUGGCAGAAGUGCAUCGACGGGAACUGCGUCUGUAAACUCCCUUACCAGUGCCCAAAGAAUGGCACCAUGGUGUGUUCAACUAACAGGAGAAGCUUCCAGACUUACUGCCAGCAAAAGAGUUACGAAUGUCUUUAUCCAGUGGCCAAGUUUUUAAACAGUGGAGCAUGUACAGCUACAGGACAAUUUAACAUUUCCUUGAAGUAUGGCAAUAGAGAUUCAGAGGGAAUUGUUGAAGUAAAACUUGUAGACCAAGAUAAGAAAAUGUUCAUAUGCAAUGACAGCUGGAGCAUAACGCAGGCCAAUGUGGCCUGCCACGACCUUGGAUUCCAACUAGGAGCUCAUGAUAUUCAAGGAAGCUUUCCUUUUCCUGAAGAUCUCCAUACUAGUCCCACUGAAUGUCUGCAGGUGCAUUGUCAAGGAUUCGAGUCCAGCUUGACUGAAUGUACUUUUACUAAGAGAAAAACUAGAAGUAACCGGGGUUUAGCUGGUGUAGUGUGCUACACACUGGAUGCAGUUGCUUCAACAAAUGACUCCUUUCAGUGUGUGAAUGGGAAACUCAUUCCUCAGACCAAGGCCUGUGAUGGUGUCAAUGACUGUGUAGACCAAAGUGACGAGCUGUGCUGUAAAGGGUGCCAAGACGGAAGUUUCCUUUGUAAAUCGGGUGUUUGUAUUCCAAACCAGUAUAAGUGCAAUGGUGAGAUGGAUUGCGUUACAGGAGAUGAUGAAAUUGGUUGUAAAGGAGCUGGACAUCCUAAAAAAAAAGGCCCUUUAUUAAUGCAUUGGGAUAGUACAGAUUUGAGACAAAACAAAGAGGAAACAGAAAUUUUGACUGCUAAUAUGGAUGCAGAAAGAAAACGGAUAAAGUCAUUGCUCCCUGAAUUAUCCUGUGGAGUCAAAAGCAGAGUACCCACUCGAAGGAAACGAGUCGUAGGAGGAAUACCAGCACAAGUGGGAGACUUCCCAUGGCAGGUGGCAAUUAGGGAAGAUGAGAGAUUCACCUGUGGAGGAAUUUAUAUUGGUGGCUGUUGGGUCCUGACUGCUGCACACUGUGUCAGAGUCAGUAAAAUUCACCGUUACCAAAUAUGGGUAUCAUUAGUAGACUGGAUAAACCCUAACCCUGAGAUAAGUGUUCAGAUGGCCAAUAAAAUUAUUAUCCACGAAAACUACAAUGGAGCCACCUACCAAAAUGACAUCGCUUUGAUUGAACUGAAAAAACGCCGAACACAGACUGAUUGUGUGCUGCCUACUACUAUCCCUGCCUGCGUCCCCUGGUCUCCGUAUUUAUUCAAACCUAAUGAUAAGUGCAUCAUUUCUGGCUGGGGUCGAGAAAGAGAUAACCAAAAAGUCUAUUCACUUCAUUGGGGUGAAGUUCACCUAAUAGCUAAUUGCUCUAAGUAUUACCCAGGCCGCUUCUUUGAAAAAGAAAUGAUAUGUGCAGGUACAGAUGACGGUUCCAUUGAUGCCUGUAAAGGGGACUCUGGAGGCCCCUUAGUCUGUCAGAAUGCCAAAAACAUGACAUACAUUUGGGGUAUUGUGAGUUGGGGUGAAAACUGUGGAAAACCAGAUUUCCCGGGCGUUUACACCAAAGUGGCCAAUUAUUUUGACUGGAUUAGCCAUCAUGUGGGGAGGUCUGUUAUUUCUCAGUACAAUGUAUAAAACUGUGAUAUACAACUGUGAUCUCUCUUCUUCCCACUCUUUUUCUUUCAGGAGUUCCAUUUUAAUUGAAAUGAUACUGCCUAACUAGUACUUCUCUAGGGGGGAAAGAAGCAAAUUUUAUUGGAUAUUUUUAAAGGUCGCUGCAAAGUUUAUGCCAUAUUGGAAUUUUGCUGUAUGAUUCUCAAAUAAAUAUUUUAGUCUAGCAUGUGUGUUUUAUUAGAA